CGACCACCAACCUUUCCUCCCCCACCGACACCUUCUCCAUCCCUUCCUCGCUCCCCUUCCUCGUCGCAGUUGAGCCAGCGAGUUGGUUUGCUUCACACGCUCAGAGAGGAGAGACAGAGACAGAGGCCUGAGCCGGCGAUGAAGGGGACCCGGUGGGCGGCAUUGCUGCUUCUUCUGCUUACCGCUUCGGCGGCGGCAGCGGGGGUAAGGAGGGAGAAAGCCGGCGAGAAGGUGUGCAGCAAGGGGUGGGAGUGCAGCGGCAGCAGGUUCUGCUGCAACGAGACCAUCUCCGACUACUUCAAGGCGUACCAUUUCGAGGAGCUCUUCGCCAAGCGCAACGACCCCCAGCUCGCCCACGCCGCCGGCUUCUGGGACUACCAGGCCUUCAUCACCGCCGCCGCCCUCUUCGAGCCCAGCGGGUUCAGCACCACCGGCGGCAAGGAGAUGGGCAUGAGGGAGGUCGCCGCCUUCCUCGGCCAUGUCGGCGCCAAGACGUCCUGUGGAUAUAGUGAAGCCCCUGGUGGUGAUACGGCUUGGGGGCUUUGCUACAACCAUGAAUUGAGCCCAAGCCAGAGCUAUUGUGACGAUAGCAACGAAUUGUAUCCCUGCGUUGAAGGAGUUGAGUACUAUGGCCGAGGUGCUCUUCCUGUUUACUGGAACUACAACUACGGUAUCGUGGGCAAGGGUAUUAAGCAGGAUUUGUUGAACCACCCAGAGCUAUUGGAACAGAAUGCCACCCUAGCAUUUGAAGCAGCUAUUUGGAGGUGGAUGACUCCAAUGAAGAGGAAGCAGCCAUCUGCCCAUGAUGUGUUUGUUGGUAACUGGAAACCCAACAAGAAUGACACAUCGUCCAAGAGGUAUCCUGGCUUUGGUGCUACCAUGAACAUCCUAUAUGGUGAUCUCAUAUGUGGACAAGGGCUCACUGCUAAGAUGAACGUCACUAUAUCCCAUUACCAGCAUUAUCUCGAUUUGAUGGGAGUUGGUCGUGAGCACUCUGGAGAUAACCUAGAUUGUGCAGACCAGGUGGCUUUCAAUCCAUCAUCGAAGAGUUCUGACUCCUAAGAAAGCUCUGUUUCAAAGAUCCGCGGAUGCUUCCCUGUAUAAUUGGGUCUGCUACCUAUCUUCCUCGAGCUAUAGAGAUCAUGUCUGUGAAACAAUACGGUGUUUUUCCAUACAUACUUGAAGCAUAGAAUUAAAAAUGAUCAUGAAUCAACUGUACUGUAAAUUAUGUUGUUUAUGUCAAUUGAUGUAUUUUAUUGUUCGAUGGCCUUUCUUUUUCUAAAAAAAGAGGUACUGUAAUACUGCUUUGCUGCUUUCAUUAAUAUCAUCUGAGCAACAACCUUUUUCUGUA
Phragmites australis (common reed) is the source of this 1351-nucleotide messenger RNA. Its product is annotated as chitinase-like protein 1. The coding region runs from base 139 to 1062 and encodes 307 amino acids. The record is from RefSeq and is a predicted model, not a curated record. Gene Ontology annotation, molecular function: chitinase activity. The transcript has 3 exons. Gene Ontology annotation, biological process: cell wall macromolecule catabolic process; carbohydrate metabolic process; chitin catabolic process. Lineage: Eukaryota; Viridiplantae; Streptophyta; Magnoliopsida; Poales; Poaceae.